AGUGCUGGCAUGUCUGCGAAGGAGAGGCCCAAAAGCAAAGCCGCCCCCGUCACCAAGGAAAGCGUCACCCUGUUGCCUUGCUUUUAUUUCGUGGAGCUGCCCAUACUGGCCUCUUCUGUUGUCAGUCUCUAUUUCCUUGAACUCACGGAUGUCUUCAAGCCAGUACAUGCCGGAUUCAGCUGUUAUGAUAGAAGUUUGAGUAUGCCAUACAUUGAACCUUCCCAGGAGGCUGUUCCUAUCUUGAUGUUGCUCAGUUUGGCUUUUGCUGCUCCUGCCAUUAUGAUUAUGGUAGGUGAGAGCAUUCUCUAUUGCUGCCUUUCCAAACGCCGGAAUGGAAUUGGAGCCGAGGCCAAUAUCAACGCAGGCGGCUGCAAUUUCAACUCUUUCCUUAGGAGAGCUGUCCGAUUUGUUGGUGUCCAUAUCUUUGGCCUUUGUGCUACCGCACUCGUCACUGAUAUCAUACAGUUGUCAACUGGAUAUCAGACACCGUAUUUCCUGACUGUAUGCAAACCUAAUUAUACUUCCCUCAACGUAUCGUGCUCAGAAAAUUCUUACAUCGUGGAGGAUAUUUGCUCAGGAUCUGAUCCUAUUAUCAUCAAUGAUGGCAGAAAGUCAUUUCCUUCACAACAUGCCACCCUGGCAGCAUUUGCAGCUGUGUAUGUUUCGAUGUACUUCAAUUCUACGCUAACCGACUCCUCUAAACUUCUGAAACCACUUCUAGUCUUCGCUUUUAUCAUCUGCGGGAUUAUAUGUGGCCUGACACGCAUCACCCAAUACAAAAACCACCCAGUCGAUGUUUAUUGUGGCUUUUUAAUUGGGGGUGGAAUUGCCCUUUACUUGGGUCUGUAUGCUGUGGGGAACUUUCUGCCAAGUGAAGACAGCAUGUUCAAUCAUAACGUACACAGAGAGCCAUUGAGACCUUUGCCUGACCUAAGCCAAGAUCCCAAUCGAAUUUUACCAGGGAAAAACGGUAGUGGAAACGAUGCCAUCACGACUCAUCAUGUGGAGAACAUGUUGAACAGGAACCACAGAGACACCGGCUCCUUGACAAACCUGAAGAGAGCGAAUGCUGACGUAGAGAUUAUAAUGCCACGAAGUCCGAUGGGAAAGGAAAACAUGGUCACAUUCAGCAACACCUUGCCAAGAGUCAACACACCUGCAGUAGAGGAAUCGGUUCGACGGAACGCGUCCAUCCAUGCCUCCAUGGAUUCUGCCCGCUCUAAACAACUCCUCUCUCAAUGGAAGAAUAAGAAUGAAAGUCGGAAGCUGUCCCUGCAGGUUAUUGAAACCGAUUCUGGACAGUCACCACCUAGGGCCAUUGAAAUGAGGUCAAGCUCUGAGCCAUCUAGAGUGGGUGUUAAUGGAGAUCACCAUGGCCCAAGCAAUCAGUACCUGAAAAUUCAGCCUGGUAGCAUGCCAGGCUGCAACAGUGUUGGCCUAUCUGGGGGACCCAGAGUUUCCAUUCAGUCACGUCCAGGAUCUUCCCAGCUUGUGCACAUCCCUGAAGAGACCCAGGAAAAUGUGAACAUGUCUCCCAAAACGAAUUCUGCUCGAGCAAAGUGGUUAAAAGCUGCCGAGAAGAGUGUUGGAUGCAGAAGUAACAGCCAGCCAAGGAUCAUGCAGGUCAUAGCCAUGUCAAAGCAACAAGGAGUCCUUCAGGGCAGCCCAAAGGGCACUGAUAGCAGCACAGUCACCUGUACAGGAGCGAUCCGCUACAAAACCUUGACAGAUCACGAACCGAGCAGCAUUGUAAGGGUAGAGGCCCAUCCUGAGAAUAGCCGCCCCAUCAUCCAAAUGCCGUCCGAAGGAGAAGGCAGCGGCUCCUGGAAAUGGAAAGCCCCCGAGAAAGGGAGCCUUCGCCAAACAUACGAGCUCAACGAUCUCAACAGAGACUCUGAGAGCUGCGAAUCUUUGAAAGACAGUUACAGUUCCGGGGAUCGGAAAAGAAGCAACAUCGAGGGCAGUGACCAUCAUCAUCAUGGGAUCACCACAAUAAGAGUGACCCCUGUAGAAGGCAGUGAGAUCGGCUCAGAGACCCUGUCCAUUUCCUCUAGCCGUGACUCAACACUUCGGAGAAAAGGUAAUAUCAUUUUAAUCCCCGAAAGAGGCAGCAGCCCCGAAAAUACCAGGAAUAUCUUCUACAAAGGAACAUCUCCAACAAGAGCUUACAAAGAAUGA
Molecule: messenger RNA, 2178 nt
Organism: Notechis scutatus (mainland tiger snake)
Lineage: Eukaryota; Metazoa; Chordata; Lepidosauria; Squamata; Elapidae
Source: RefSeq, a predicted model, not a curated record